AUUUCCAGUCAAUAUAUCACAUUAAUACUUUGACAAUAAUUUUGUUUGUUGUUCACGAAAUUAACUAAAAACAUAAUCGUAAACAAGUUUAUUUCAUGUGUGUCUGGAGUUGCGUGUCGCGUUGAUUAAACCGCGUGUUUGUGUUGUCGAGGUGAUCGUAUAAACUUGCCCAAUUUUUUGUUUUUAUUGGCUGAGUACUGUUAAUUUGUAUUUAGUUGUUUUAUUGUUUAUAUUGUGCAUGUAAACCAUGCAAAUGUGAAUAAUACAUCUUUACAUCGUUCAUCUUUUGUUGAGCGUCGAAAAAGGUUCAAUCGGGCCCUGAAUCGUUGGAUGGGGCUUGUUGUGCCCCUAUUUUCUUGCGCUGGCUCCCACCUCAACUACCACCAUUACCCCGCUAAAUUCAGAAGGGGUCCUGGACAUGACUGCCACGGAAAACACAAUCCGUUUCAGUGUCCACACCCUGGACAAGGCCACCAAAGCGAAAGUCACCCUAGAGAAUUAUUACAGUAAUCUGAUUGCGCAGCACGUCGAAAGAAAACAAAGGUUGGCGAAACUCGAAGAAUCUCUGAAAGAUGACAGCCUGUCCGAGGAGCAGAAGAAUGAAAAACGGUUGCAGCACGCGCAGAAAGAAACCGAAUUCCUGCGACUGAAACGUUCGCGACUCGGCGUCGAAGAUUUCGAACCGUUAAAGGUGAUAGGCCGUGGCGCGUUCGGAGAGGUGCGUCUCGUCCAGAAAAAGGACACCGGCCACGUAUACGCGAUGAAGAUCCUACGCAAGGCAGACAUGCUGGAGAAGGAGCAAGUGGCACAUGUACGCGCCGAAAGAGACAUCCUCGUUGAGGCUGACCACCAGUGGGUCGUCAAGAUGUACUACAGUUUUCAGGACCCUAUAAAUCUGUAUCUGAUAAUGGAGUUCUUGCCGGGCGGCGACAUGAUGACGCUGCUGAUGAAGAAGGACACGCUCUCCGAGGAGUGCACGCAGUUCUACAUCACCGAAACGGCCCUCGCCAUUGAUUCGAUACACAAGCUGGGGUUCAUACAUCGUGACAUCAAGCCAGACAAUCUGCUGUUGGACGCGAAAGGCCACCUCAAAUUGUCCGAUUUUGGACUGUGUACCGGACUGAAAAAGUCCCAUCGAACGGACUUCUAUCGCGACCUGAGCCAAGCGAAACCCUCAGACUUCAUUAUCACCUCGAGUCCGAUGGACAGUAAACGCCGUGCGGAAAGUUGGAAGAAGAACCGACGGGCGUUGGCGUACAGUACGGUAGGGACGCCCGACUACAUCGCUCCAGAAGUGUUCCUGCAAACCGGAUACGGACCGGCGUGCGACUGGUGGUCACUGGGAGUCAUCAUGUACGAGAUGCUCAUCGGCUAUCCACCCUUCUGCUCGGAGAAUCCGCAGGACACGUACAGGAAGGUGAUGAACUGGCGCGACACGCUCAUCUUUCCCGCCGAGGUGCCCAUCUCGGAGGAGGCCAAAGACACUAUCAUUAAGUUUUGUUGUGAAUCGGAUAGAAGGUUGGGAUCUCAAAAGGGGCUGGAAGAUUUAAAGAUAAUUCCGUUUUUCCGAGGAGUGGACUGGGAGCACAUAAGGGAAAGACCUGCCGCGAUACCGGUCGAGGUGCGAUCGAUAGACGACACAUCAAACUUUGACGACUUCCCCGACGUUAAACUUGAAAUUCCUUCUGCUCCAAUGCCUCAGGACGGUGAAGUGAACUAUAAAGACUGGGUGUUUAUUAACUAUACAUUUAAACGGUUCGAAGGUCUAACGCAGAGGGGGACGCCGACGAAGAAAUAGUUUGGCACUUUUUGUUAUUAGCUUUUAUCGCAACGGCAAAAGUAUGUUUUGCUAGACGCUUAUUUUUAGAAAACGAUCGACACACUACGGUGUUAUUGUACAUAGCCAAAGGAUGCGAAAGGGCGCGAAACUCUCUUCACUUCUCUGCAAGAUAUUUUUACUGAGGAAACAUGAGAUAGGGAUAUAUUUUUUUUUUUUGGUUGAUCAAAAACAAAUUGAGGUCGGGUGCCGUGAAAAUAGCUUGUGUAAGACGAAAUGAUGGUGUUGUUUUCUAAAAAUAAGUUUUCGUGUAUAUUAUAGGUCUGAAGCAGUUUUGCACUGUUUGCUUUGGAGCUGUGAGAAGCUGUAAGCUUGUGUUGUAGUUGAAUUGAUAUUACAAUUAAGUUUUAUAUUUUGAACAUGUGUUUUAUCUCGAUUUGUACAUAUAUAUUUUUUAUUUUUAAUAAAAUUGUUGUAAUCAUUUGUCCACUUUAUUAAAUCAUUUCUCUGUGAUUGUACCUAUUAUAUUUUAAACAAAAAUUAACAUCCAAUAUCUAUUUAACUACACUCUGAGCGUUUUGUGUAUAUGUUAUUUUUUGUUUUAUUGUUAUAAAGUGAUACAUUUAUUGUUUACAAAUUGUUUUUAACUUAUAGACCAUGUAUUUCCUGAAUUCACUUCAGGAUUAUUUUGUAAUAGCUUUGAUGGAAAUCACCGAAAAUUUUAGCACUUGUGUCCAUCUGCUUCUGUCAGUGAGAUCAUUUUUAAGUUUCAUGUAUUGCAUAAGGAGGAAGAUAGAUUAUAAUAUUAUUCAAUCGCUGUGUUAUGUGUCUAAACAAUACAAAAAUUAUUAAAUCAAAUUGUUUUUAGACAUGUAAGACAUAUUUAUUAAAUAAAUAAAAGUAUUGUUUCUUAUUAGAGCGCAUUUAAAAAAAUAAAACAUCAAAUUAUUUAGUAGAUGUAAAUAUAAUACAAGAAAUAAUAAUAAUUAUUCAACUUGAGGAAUGUAAAAUGAAUUUGGAAUAGUUGGUACAUAUAUAUUGUAGUAAUCAGUUAAAAACCACAUUUUGCUCGAUUUCGCUACUAUUAUAUUGAAAUGUUAGAAUUUCUGUGAUGCGUCGGGUCUUAUUAUGCAUGGAUAUGAUCAAUAAUGAAUUGUUUUUAUUGUUAGACAUAUCAGGCAUAAGAAGGAGUGCAUGUGAACACAAUUUGGUAGAAAUGUAAAAUUUUAUAUGAAUGUUGAUGAUUAAGAAGUAGCUCUCUACAACGUGCAUCAAAAUACGACGAUUUUGGUGCAUAUAGUAGAUUAUAGAAUUUAUUUAUGUCUUUUUUGUUAUUUAUUACAGUUUGUAUUUUCUAGUUGGUCUCGCUAACAGGACUUGUACAUAUAAUUACUUCCAAAAAUGUGUAUAACUAAAAAGAAUAAACAUAUGUGCUUA
Aethina tumida (small hive beetle) is the source of this 3214-nucleotide messenger RNA. RefSeq names its product serine/threonine-protein kinase tricornered (gene trc). Gene Ontology annotation, biological process: peptidyl-serine phosphorylation; intracellular signal transduction. The coding region runs from base 419 to 1798 and encodes 459 amino acids. Gene Ontology annotation, molecular function: protein serine/threonine kinase activity; ATP binding. The transcript has 8 exons. NCBI's taxonomy places the organism in Eukaryota, Metazoa, Arthropoda, Insecta, Coleoptera, Nitidulidae. The record is from RefSeq and is a predicted model, not a curated record.